Messenger RNA from Sphaeramia orbicularis (orbiculate cardinalfish), 1895 nucleotides. Its product is annotated as leucine-rich repeat-containing protein 47-like. The coding region runs from base 28 to 1698 and encodes 556 amino acids. Gene Ontology annotation, molecular function: protein binding; RNA binding; phenylalanine-tRNA ligase activity. Gene Ontology annotation, biological process: phenylalanyl-tRNA aminoacylation. NCBI's taxonomy places the organism in Eukaryota, Metazoa, Chordata, Actinopteri, Kurtiformes, Apogonidae. The record is from RefSeq and is a predicted model, not a curated record. The transcript has 7 exons.
CAGUGCUGGAGUGGAGAGUUGAGCAGCAUGGAUGGUACGGAGAAAUGGGCAGAAAUAGAGAGAGCAGCGUCGGAAAAGAGACGGGAGCUAGUUUUACAAGGUUCUGUCAUCGAUAAAAGAAUAGGGUGUGCGGGAGGCCUCAGCCCUGCCGUCUAUUCCCUCACACUGCUGAACUACCUGGAGGUGAGCCAGUGCCCCAGUCUGACACACAUCCACCAGGACAUCCGGCAGCUCACCAACCUCCAGAGCCUCAUCCUCUGCAGGAACAAGCUCUCCGUUGUCCCCGAGGCCGUCGGAAGCUUGAGGUUCUUGAAGGUCCUGGAUCUUUCAGUCAACAACCUGCGGCUUUUACCGGAAGGAAUCACCCAUCUGAGGGAGCUCAACACUCUCAAUGUGAGCUGUAACAGCCUGGAGGUCCUGCCAGAAGGACUGAGCCGCUGCUCCAAGCUCUGCACCAUCAACAUGUCCAAGAACCUCCUCAGCAGCUUCCCCCCUGACCUCUGUUCAGAGCGGCUGGAGCUGCUCAGCACCCUGGAGGCCUCGGACAACUGCAUAGAAGAGCUGAGUGCAGAUGUGAGCAAGCUACCUGCUCUGAAGGUACUGGACUUGUCCAACAACAAGCUCCAUGAGCUCCCCCCAAGCCUGAGCGACUGCCCCAAACUAAAGGAGAUCAAUUUCAAAGGCAACAAGCUAAGUGACAAGCGCCUGGAGAAGAUGGUCAGCGGCUGCCAGACCAAAUCCAUCCUGGACUACCUUCGAGGAAAAGCCCGACAAGCAGAGGAGGGAGGCAAGGCGGACGGAGGGCGCGCUGCAGACAAGAAGAAGAAGCAGCAGCAGAAGAAGAAGAGGGACAAGGUGGCAGAUGAACAGGAAGAGGUGGAGGAGCUGAACAAGAUGGUUGUGAGGGUCCUCCAUGUUUCAGAAGCUCCCACAGCGCUCACAGUCCAAGUGAGCGCAGAGGUGAAGGAUGUUCGGCCUUACUUGGUGUGCUGUGUGGUUCGGGGCAUGAACCUUAAGCCUGGGAAUGCUCUGAAACGGUUCCUGAUGGCUCAGACACAGCUUCAUGAAGACAUUUGUGGUAAAAGAACCACUGCAACCAUUGCGACUCACGAUGUGGAGCUUCUCAAAGGUCCCCUGACUUACAGCGUUAAACCACCAACCCAGCUGAAGAUCGUGCCACUUGGUCGGAAGGAAAUGUCGGCAGUGGAGUUGAUGAGACACCUUCAGCUGGAGGCCAGUGAGCUAAGGAAGCAGAAGAAGAGGCAGAACGUUACUGGACUUCACAAAUACCUGCAACUUCUCCAGGGGAAAGACCUCUAUCCCUGCCUAGUGGAUGCAGAAGGUCAUGUGAUCUCAUUCCCACCAAUCACCAACAGUGAGAAAACUAAGAUCAGGAAGACCACCAAAGAGCUGUUCUUGGAGGUGACCAGUUCAACAAGCCUGCAGAUCUGUAAAGAUGUCAUGGACACUCUGAUUGUGAAAAUGGCGGAGUUGAACAAGUUCACGGCAGAGAAUCAGGAGGAGGCAGGCUCAGACAGGGAAGGGGAUGGUGCCCCUGAGCCCGAGGGUGGCCACGCCUCCAGCGAACUGAUAGUCCAGCAGGUCCGGACAGUUGACCAGGAUGGAAACCUGAAGGUCGUCUACCCAUCGAAGACCGAUCUCACCAAAGACAUCAGCAACUUGAUGGUUGUCUGGUAGUGGAGUUGGAUCUGUACGUUCAUUCACAUGAAGUCAGCUGAAGGAAGUCAUAUCUUUGCAUUUUUGUCACAUGAAAACAAACUAAUCAGCCACUGAGUCAGUCAGUCAGUUCAGGGAGCAGUGAGAUGAACAUUUCAGCUUUGAAAACCCAUAUAGGCUCCUAUUUUAAUAAAUCAUUUUACAUUAUCUAUGUGAUU